AUGGCGAGCGGAGGCGGCGGGAGGGCCAGGGCCGAUUAUGACUAUCUUAUAAAGCUGCUCCUGAUAGGCGAUAGCGGUGUGGGGAAGAGUUGUCUGCUGCUGCGAUUCUCCGACGACUCUUUCACCACGUCCUUCAUCACCACCAUCGGCAUUGACUUCAAGAUCCGCACGAUCGAGCUGGACGGCAAGCGUAUCAAGCUGCAGAUCUGGGAUACCGCUGGGCAGGAGCGAUUCCGCACCAUCACCACUGCAUACUACCGUGGAGCCAUGGGCAUUCUUCUGGUGUAUGACGUCACCGAUGAGUCAUCCUUCAACAACAUCCGCAACUGGAUCCGCAACAUAGAGCAGCACGCAUCGGAGAAUGUGAACAAGAUUCUCGUGGGCAACAAGGCAGACAUGGACGAGAGUAAACGGGCAGUGCCAGCAGCUAGGGGUCAGGCUCUUGCAGACGAGUUUAACAUCAAGUUCUUUGAAGCGAGUGCCAAGUCGAACCUGAAUGUGGACAAUGUGUUCUUCACCAUCGCACGCGACAUCAAGCAGCGCCUGGCAGAGAGCGCAGAGGACAGGCCCGAGCAACAAGCCAAGGCCAACAUUGUCAUUUCGGAUACCAAGAAACCUGCCAAGGCCAAGGGGGGCUUCUGCUAG
Molecule: messenger RNA, 645 nt
Organism: Closterium sp. Yama58-4
Lineage: Eukaryota; Viridiplantae; Streptophyta; Zygnematophyceae; Desmidiales; Closteriaceae
Source: the annotation of a GenBank genome assembly